Molecule: messenger RNA, 228 nt
Organism: Medioppia subpectinata
Lineage: Eukaryota; Metazoa; Arthropoda; Arachnida; Sarcoptiformes; Oppiidae
Source: the annotation of a GenBank genome assembly
AAUGAGAUCAGUAAACAAAUCCAAUACCUGUCACGUGUCUCGACAGGUCAGGCACACGAGGGGUCCAGUUAUGCGUCGAUGAAAGUGAAUCACAUGGCGUGGCAUCGGUUGGAGCACUCGCGCACCCGACUCAACGAUCUCGACCGCCUCAGACACCAACACCUCCUCCAAUGCCAACAACACCAACAGCAGCAGCAGCUACUCCAACAACAACUACAACAACCAUAA